ACAAUGGUUGCCAGGCAACAAGGACUCCUCUCUGGAAGGAGCCAGGUGCAGGCACGAGAGGGGCUGAAGGCAGCCCAGGCAGAGCUGAGGCGCGAUGACAGCUACUCAGAAGCACAACCUCUUCCCACCGGAACCUCACUACAUCCCUGGCUAUGCCGGCUUCUACCCGCAGCUGCGCUACCAGGUGGGGAACACCUAUGGGCGCACCACGGCGCAGCUGCUCGCGGACGCCAGCGUGCCGAAGAGCCCGUGCUCCGUGCUGUCCCCCAUAGCCAAGCCCAAGUCCAUCGAGGACUUCAGCAAGUCCCAGCCACCUUUUACGCCCUGCCGUGAACUGACAGAGCCCUACGUCUGCCAGUACACCAGUCUGAAGCCCUACAAGAACUGUGAGAUCCUGGGCCGGUUCCCACCCCAGGAGGUGGAUGCCCAGGGGCCGCCGGGAGGAGAGAAUGUAUCCAGGCAAGUCCCACUGCCUGCAGGCUUCGUGCCCUACCCCCUCUACUCUCCCUGCCCACCGGGCAGGAAGGGGGACUCCAGGGACCUUGGACACCCGGGCCUGCGGUUGGCAUUAGGGGAAGAGGCCUGGAUGAGCGCCACCUCUGCCCGUGAGGCCCCCACGCAGUACCAGCUGUGCCCCUGCAUGAGGGAAGACUGCCUGGCCCCAGCCCACCAGCGGGAGACACUACGUGUGGGCUGCUUCCACAGGCCGCCCCAGAUGGACCACCCCGACCUGAUCCAGCGCAAGGCCAUCUCAGGUGGGUGCCUGGGGCCUGGGCACGACACGCACCCGCAAGGCUCCAAGGGUCCAGGCAGGACCUGGGGAGAGCAAGUGAGGCUGCCCAAGGGCCCUCCCCGAGACUGGGAGCUCCUGCUGACCCAUUCCUGUCUGUUUAGGGGGAGAGAGGAGCCCAGACAGACUUCCCUAACCCCCCGGGAGCAGGUGCGAAUGCCCGGGCGGGGGAAGAUGGGCAUGAUUGGGAACGGGGCCCUGGCUCCUCCUUCCCCAGGUUAUGCUGGCUUUGUCCCUCGCUUUGCCUGGGUGAUAGGGAUGAAUUUUCGCGAUGGGGUCGCACAGGCCACAGAUGAGUUUGACAAGAGCCAGUUCCUGCUCAGAAAUCCCUUCCGUGCCCCGGGCGAGAGGCUGCCCAGAACGCAGUGGCCUAACACCACCAUCUACAGAAGCCAAGGUCUGAUACCUUUCUACAUGGGGUUCAUACCAGCCAUGCAGGACAACUACGCACUGACGUUUGGCAACAGCACCCGCAAGGCCUGUCAGAAGGAACUGGAGAGGCGCAGCCAGACACUAUGAAAACGCUUUAAUGGUGGUACCUGUACAGCAUGUGAUGUCGAGACAAGAAGAACAAA
Molecule: messenger RNA, 1365 nt
Organism: Aethalodelphis obliquidens (Pacific white-sided dolphin)
Lineage: Eukaryota; Metazoa; Chordata; Mammalia; Artiodactyla; Delphinidae
Gene: CIMIP2A
Product: ciliary microtubule inner protein 2A
Exons: 6
Coding region: 95-1309 (404 amino acids)
Cellular component (GO): nucleus
Source: RefSeq, a predicted model, not a curated record